This is a messenger RNA of Chelmon rostratus (copperband butterflyfish), 3037 nucleotides long. It is a transcript of the gene nxpe3, whose product is annotated as neurexophilin and PC-esterase domain family, member 3. Lineage: Eukaryota; Metazoa; Chordata; Actinopteri; Chaetodontiformes; Chaetodontidae. The transcript has 6 exons. Bases 182 to 1903 code for a protein of 573 amino acids. The record is from RefSeq and is a predicted model, not a curated record.
CCAGCCGCCACACCAUCACCCAGCUCCUCUGGCGCUCCAACGGCCCGACAUCAGGCUAACGCCGUCGUAAUGUGGUUCACUCGUCUGCAUCGGCCGCUGUGGGCGAAAUGAUGCCACCAUCACCGCGGUGACAGCAUAGAGUGAAACAGGGCCUGAUCAUGGGAGACGGAAGGAGGUCACCAUGUGCCGAAAUCUCUCCAAAUAUGCCCUCAUCUUCCUCUUCCUAGCCCUGUCUGGCCUCGUCUUCCUGCUGUGCAACAUCCACACUGUGGAGAACUGGAACUGCCACACUGUUUCAGCCCUCUACCAGCUCCAGAGCAGGAUCCAGUCAUCCUUCAUCCCCGUGAACCUGCCUACUUUUUAUCACAACCACACCUUCUGUGCCCAUCUGGGCCAGAAACCGUCCCCUGAAGAUGAGCUGGAAGAGCACUACCUGUUGGACUCUAUCGCCUGGCCCGGGCCUCCGCCUCGCUCCUCGCCAAUCGCCCUGCGCCAGACAAGCGACCCCGUGCACAGCCUGUUCGCCAUCCUUCCCACCGAGGGAGGACGAGAGUGGCAUGUGGGCGACCAGCUGGAGGCCCUCGUCCAAAUGCACGACUUCCAGGGUCGUCCCAAGCACUACGGUGGGGAUUUCCUUUUGGCCAGACUGCACUCCCCGGAGCUCGGAGCAGGUGUAGCUGGUAAGGUGCUGGACCACAGGAAUGGAUUUUAUUCUGCUCUGUUCCCGCUCCACUGGGUGGGGUCUGCACAGGUGGAGGUUACGCUGGUGCACUCCAGCGAGGCCGUUGCUGUGUUGCGACGGCUCAGGGAGGAGCGACCCGAUCGGGUGUUUUUCAAGAGCCUGUUUCGCUUGGGCUUCAUGUCUGAGACUACUGUGUGCAACAUGUGCCUGCCCCCCGAUCAGCAGCCCCUGUGCAACUACACAGACCUUCACACAGGGGAGCCCUGGUACUGCUACAAGCCCAAGGUGCUCGGCUGUGACACCAGAAUCAACCACGCCAAAGGAGGCUAUCUGAAACACCUCAUCACCAACAAAGAAGCAUUGCUCUUCCAGAGUGGUGUGAACAUAAAAGUUCGCAUACACUCUUCAGGACCCGACAAAAUCAACGUGCUGCCUCCCAGGAAAGAUACAGUGGAUACUGUAAAAAGCAGCAUAAAGCCAGAAUCUUUUACGCUCGCAUCAUCUGGAUAUUACUACGAGGAUUCUUGGAGGCCACUAGAUGGUGUUACAAUGCGCCAGUUCAAUGACUCAUCUGCCAUCACAAAGUGUUUGAAGAACAAGGUGAUCAACAUGUACGGAGACUCUACCGUCAGGCAGUGGUUUGAGCACCUCAUUGCUUUCGUGCCAGAAUUAAAGGAGUUCAACCUGCACAGUCCUAAAAACGUGGGCCCUUUCAUGGCGGUGGACAGCACCCAUAAUAUCCUCUUAAAGUACCGCUGCCAUGGCCCGCCCAUCCGCUUCUCCACAGUCAUGUCCAGUGAGUUGCGCUACAUUUCAAACGAGCUGGACGGCCUCUCUGGGGGUCCCAACACUGUCGUGGUCCUCAGCAUUUGGGCCCAUUUCAGCACCUUUCCCGUGGAGGUGUACAUACGGCGGCUCCGUCACAUUAGGCGGGCGCUGGUGCGACUCCUGGACCGGGCGCCGGGCACGAUCGUCGUGAUCCGCUCGGCCAACCUCCAGGCCCUGGACCAAGAGGUGAGCCUGUACAACAGCGACUGGUACUCCCUGCAGCUCGACGAGGUGCUCAGGGCCAUGUUCAAGGGCCUGAAUGUUCUGCUGGUGGACGCCUGGCAAAUGACCGUGGCGCACCACCUUCCUCACGCCCUCCACCCGCCUCAAGUCAUCGUCAAGAACAUGAUGGACAUGCUUCUGUCUUACGUUUGCCCAGCGAAAAAGAGCUAACAGGAAUAGAACCGUGACGAUACUGUUGUGAGCUUCACCGUGUGAAUUCACCAAUCAGCUCUUCAGUUCCACACAGGCUUCUUUGGAAGCUUCGCACCCUUUAAAUCCCGUCUUUAUGGAGAGAUUUGCCAAACGUCUAGUACUGAACUCUGUUUACUUGCCUGUUAUGUUUCAUUUUGAAUCCAACAAAGCAAAUUUGAUUCUGAAAAUGCCAAAGACUUUGGCUCAGUGAUUGUGACUGCCCAUCUGUUUUUGCUACCAAAAUGUUUCGCUUUGGCAACGGCGGUAUUUUUAACAACAAACUGCUAAUUCCUCUGUGUGUGUGUGUGUGUGUGUGUGUGCGUGUGUGUGCGUGCAGUAUUUCCACUUAAGUUGCUGUUUUUUCAAGGUGAACUUUAUAUUCAUGAACACACAUUGGCUUGUUAGUUUUGCCAAAGCUGAAACCUCACUGGGUUCUUGUUUCUAAGAUUUUCCUCAGGCUGUUAUUUAUUUUACAGUGUUUACAGUACACAGCAUCGUCAGUGUAACUUAUUAUAACAGACAAAAGGUAAAUGGUAAAAAUGGCUGUGCUAAUAUAACACACUCCUUUUUCUGUCCCUCCACAUUGCUUCAGUCGACUUUCAGCCGGUGAUUCCUCUAACUGGCAGAUGGACCUCUCAGCCUCUGAGACCCUCCAGCCUUCAGCUUUCACACAGCUUUUGUGUUGAUUUGAAGCUUGACCUUUGCUUAUGUACAAGCGAGUGAGCGUUGAAGUUAUCAGGUCUGUGUGAUACAAAGAGAAAAUGUGCCUAUUUUUCUGUCUAACCCUGUCCGUCCCUCGCAGUGACCAGAGGCCGGCUAUGAAGAGACUUAGCUAUAACUUUUAAGAGCAGAGUUGCUGUCAUGUUUGCCAGUUGUCGCUGUUGUCAAACGUGUGCUUUUCUAACUGUAAUAAUGAGCAUGACUGUGUUUGGAAGCCAUUGUCGUUUGCUUACUCAAACUCCAAGCUGCUCAAGCAGUGAAAGGAGAUUUGAGAUGGAGCUGGGCGACAUAUCUAUAUAAUGUUUCUAUCACUCAAUGGGCCUGUGAUAAUUGUCAGAACUGAGUCAGGAUCAUAUGCUGGUGAUGCAUCUUCGAUCAUGCCUUUUCCUGAUC